Molecule: messenger RNA, 2172 nt
Organism: Colletotrichum siamense
Lineage: Eukaryota; Fungi; Ascomycota; Sordariomycetes; Glomerellales; Glomerellaceae
Exons: 2
Coding region: 1-2172 (723 amino acids)
Biological process (GO): transmembrane transport
Source: RefSeq, a predicted model, not a curated record
AUGCCCGCAGCGGCUCUAGAAAUCCAGAUGCUGGGACGAUCAUCGGCCUUCAGCGCAAAGACUAAUACGACAUGCGCGAAGCUCAACUUUGCCAAAGGCUGGAAGUCGACCAUGCGAAACCCGGCGAGUCUGUACGUCAACUUCGAUACCGAUAUUGGCCGCCUGCCUCCAUUGUCGACAUUCCAUGCGACGCUGCAUCUGCAGAGCAACGACUCCGAAGAGAUCAGCUGCCGACAAGCAAACAUAACUCCUACGCUCGAUCCGACCACGAUAUCUGCAAUUGGCUACACGACAUGGGGCGUCUUCUUCUUCGUGUUUCUUGUCGGCGUCUUGCGCUCCGUCUACAGUGCCCCAGUGACGCUCGACGAGGAACAGCGUUCCAUACGGACGGUCCUUCCGAACGUCGGCGAUUGCUUGCAGUACAUCCAAUUUGUCUUUUUGACUGGUGGGCUCAGCCUCAGGUAUCCCGGCUUCUACCAGCCUAUGGUCAGCAACUUGAAUUGGUUCUCGCUUUUCGUGGUUGGGCCUGUUACACACGGGGUGACUUAUGACAAAGCCCAGGAUGGAAUCUACGUCAUGAAUGGCACGUAUGGCGGUACAUUUGGUCUGGAGUUGAUGACCCAAAUUGCAGGUGCUCCCAUGACGAUGGAUACCUGGGUCAAUAUGGUUGUUCUCAUGGUGAUUGUUGCUCUCGGCUGCGCCGUGGUGAUCGAGGUCGUGUGGCUCGUGAACCGUCACCGAAAUUCCGAUGGCGAGGUUUCUGAAUCAACUGUCGGCUUGCGACACACUUUCAGCCGUGUCCUUCGAAUCAUACUGUCCUACUUCAUGUUGCCCUUGGCGGCCCUCUCCUUUUAUCAGCUGGACCACGCCUCGUUCUUGCCAGCAUACCAUACGUCCCUCGCAGUGGCGCUCAUUGUUGCCAUGAUGGGCGCGUUCAUUUGGCUUCUCCGUCAAAUUCCUACGCACAGUCUUGGCGUCUUGAUUUUCGACAGCACGAAGCGGUAUAGACGGAUCGCGCCUACUGAGGACUUCCGACGACAUGACCAGACCUUCAUUCUCAUCCUAUUCGUUUUGGUUUUCGUUCGUGGCGCGGCCAUCGGCGGGUUGCAGAUCUCGGGCCCGGCGCAGCUGGCCGUCCUUGGAUCAUGCGAACUUCUGCUCUUAGCGAGUAUUGCCGGGUUCCAGGCCUAUUCUACUUUUUCCAUUGGCGCGAUUGCGGCGACCAUGCGCCUCUGCAGCUUAAUAUUCAUGGUGUCGUUCCUGCCGGACCUUGCGGGACACGAGACGAAAAGCGCCAUCGGCUACUUGCUUCUGGCACUGCACACCGGCAUGCUUCUAUUGGGCUUCUUUGUCCCGGCGGUCUGCGACCUUGUUGCGCUGUGCCAGACGUGGUGGAAAGCUCCAAGGCCUGACGUAUAUGGACUCCGACAGCUUAGACGUCGUCAGGUAUCGAGAACAAACCUUUCUACAAUGUACGACGCCGACAGCUCCUACGGGUUGCCCUCUGAGCACGACGCAUUCGGGGAACCUGCUGCUGGCUACCUUCACCCAACGUACCGCCCUGAUAGUCCCAGCACAUUGCGUCUGAAUUCAUCAACUACAUCAAGUCGAUACUAUCGCCCUCCUCGCUCACCAUCGCGUGGGACGUCCAUCUCUUCUUCCGAUUACUAUCGAAGAUCCGAAAGCAUUGCGUCGCCAGCUUCGUCUGCUUACCCACCAUCGAGAAGCACAUCCGCAUCCACCACCCUGGCAGAGAAGCGAUCCAUCCAGCGUUCCGAGUCCAUCAUGUCGCCGGGUAGGCUAUCAGAGGAAUCAAUAGAGGAAGAGGAUUCAGCCCAUGAGCCUCAAACAUCAUCGACCAAGGCCGAUGGAAGGCCACUUGGUCCACGAUGGAGCGACUACUCAUUCCGCGAAGCCGACCUAUACUACGGCGCCCCUAGACCGGCGCCCGCCACACGAGCAUCUGAAGAAAUUCCCCGCCCUCCUGCUCCCAAGCCAUCACUUCGAUCUACUUCUGGUAUUUGGGCCAAGUUCACUGGCCAGCCAAGUAUAGAGCACGGAUUUCAGGUCGUGAGACCACCUCGACCUGAGCAGGGCUUUGUUGUUGUCAGACCUAACAGGCCAAGCAACCUCAGCAGUGGCUCAAGCUCGAGCGAUGGAGAGACGAGAUGA